CUCACUUUUUUCUUUUCCUUUUUUUUAGUCACUUUUUCUCCUGUAUAGUUUUAGCUGGCUUUCAUUUUCAAGCUUUUAAUUCAUUUAAUUUUUAUUCUCACCACAAAAAGUUCCUCUUCCAGUAAGAUAGAUAAAAAAUAAUGGAAGAAACAUGGAAAUAAGCUUCUAAAGGGUGCAAAUUUUUCUCCUUUUUUUUUGGUGCCCAUAAAACAAACAGAAAGAAACCCUUUGAGAAGUUGAUGGAAACCACCCUUUUACUUUCUUCACCAUGACUACAAGACAAGCUCAAGCUCAAGCUCACCUUCCUCCUCGCUGCCCAAUUCAAAAGAAACCCAUUAAUGGCCCAAUUCCUGAUCCCAUAACUUUUCCCUCACAAGACCACGAAUUUUCUUCCUCUCAACCGUCCAUGGAGGACCAUCCAACCUGGCUUUAUGACUUGUUGAGUGAUCCAGAAUCGAAUUUGAAAGGUGGUUUGAGGCCCCUCCGUCGAUCAGUGAGCGACUCUGUUACCCUUUUGGACAGUGUUGCAGGCUCACUGUCCUUUCUGGGUCCCAAUUAUGAUGAGGGGAAUUCAGUUGGUGGCCAAACUUGUGGUGGGUUUGAGUCAGAUUCGAUGUAUGGUCCCAAUUCGCCUCGGCUGAGAAGCAGUUCGUCGUUAUCGGAGAGUGCUAUAGUUUCAGCAUUGUCCGAAUGUGUUUCUCAGGAACCACCUGGUCAGUAUGUGGAUGGUGGUCUUUGCGUUUCUGGUGCUGGUUGCUCUGAGGGGAGAAAUGAUGGUGAGCUCAGUGCAGAGGCGAAGGCAGCGAAAAGGCACCCUGGGCAGCGUUCAAGGAUUCGUAAACUCCAGUAUAUUGCUGAAUUGGAAAGAACUGUUGAUGUUUUGCAGACUUUCGAAUCAGACUUGGCUGUUAGAGUUACUUCUCUACUUCAGCAACGUGUUGCCUUGUCUGUGGAAAACAGCGAACUAAAGCAGCAGUUGGCUAGACUGCGGAAGGAAAAGUUGGUCAUGGAUGGCCAGUAUCAGCUACUGAAGAAAGAAGUUAAGAGGCUAAGGGCUGGAUUAACAAAUUCUACAAAUACCAAAAUCCGAACAUGUUUUGCUCGAAAUCCCCAGACCGAGGCAGGUAGUUUAGAGGCUAUGCAGAUGACAUUAGAUAUGGACAAACUUAAUCUUUACUGAAAGCAAUAAGAAAAAAGAAAAGGUAAAUCAUGGUUUUUGGAGCUAAUUCACCUUGAAAGACGUGGCUCUUUUCAUCCAAUGCUUUAUGUUUAAAACCCAGUUCAGCCAUGAAGAACAUGUACUAGGUUGAUAACUACUUCAUUAUCAUUGCUCACUUGAAAAUCUGCGUUGUAUUGUUAUUCCACUAACUAGUCUUUAGUACCAAGAGCUAGCUGACUUCAUCUUCUGUCUACAUUUGUCCUAUUUGCUUUAAUUAUCAUCUCCUAGAUUGGAGCAUUUUCCUUGA
Morus notabilis is the source of this 1466-nucleotide messenger RNA. Its product is annotated as basic leucine zipper 6. The record is from RefSeq and is a predicted model, not a curated record. Gene Ontology annotation, molecular function: DNA-binding transcription factor activity. The coding region runs from base 269 to 1180 and encodes 303 amino acids. The transcript is spliced from 4 exons. Gene Ontology annotation, biological process: regulation of DNA-templated transcription. NCBI's taxonomy places the organism in Eukaryota, Viridiplantae, Streptophyta, Magnoliopsida, Rosales, Moraceae.